CCAGUUGACGCUGUCUGAGUUUGGAGACCGUUGAUACGAGAGACGCAGCCUCUACGCCACAUAGCCAACCACACAGAGCGCACUGGAGACAUUCUGCCAUGCGUUUUUACGCAAACGCGUUUUACUUGAAAUAAUUUUUAUUCACCUUCUACCAAAGAUCAUAAUAAGCAACCAGGUCUGACAACGAAACACUUUUUAAAAUGGAACUACAACAACUCAACGCUUCUUUUUCAAAAAACGACAGCGACCCAUUUGGAAGAAAUGAAGAAGUCGCUAAAAUUGAAAUAACCGUUUUGAGCAUUACUUUUGUUGUGGCAGUCAUUGGUAACAUUAGUGUACUGGUAGCUAUGUACAAUACCAAGAAAAAGACUUCCAGAAUGCAUCUUUUCAUCAAACACCUGAGCUUAGCCGACUUAGUGGUCGCUUUUUUCCAGGUUUUGCCACAACUGUGUUGGGAGAUUACAUUUCGUUUUUAUGGACCGGAUUUUCUCUGCAGGAUUGUAAAACACUUACAGGUGCUGGGAAUGUUUGCUUCUACAUACAUGAUGGUAAUGAUGACUGUAGACCGCUAUAUCGCAAUCUGCCACCCGUUGAAGACUCUCCAGCAACCGACUCGCAGGUCCUACAUCAUGAUCAUCAGCACCUGGGUCGGCAGCCUGCUGCUCAGCACGCCGCAGUCCUUCAUCUUCUCCCUGAGUGAAAUAAAGAACGGGUCCGACGUGUACGACUGCUGGGGGCACUUCAUCGAGCCGUGGGGUUUGAAGACCUACAUCACCUGGAUCACAAUUGGGAUCUUUUUAAUCCCAGUUUCUGUUCUGAUGGUUUGUUACGGAUUCAUAUGUCACAGUAUUUGGAAAAACAUUAAAUAUAAAACGAAAAAAACCACGUCCGAUGCCACGCAUAAAAAGGGUUUAAUUGGCAAGAACUCCGUUAGCAGUAUCACCACUAUAUCCCGUGCGAAGCUGAGGACAGUCAAAAUGACUUUUGUUAUUGUUCUGGCAUAUAUUAUUUGUUGGGCGCCGUUUUUUACGGUCCAGAUGUGGUCGGUGUGGGAUGAAAACUUCUCAUGGGCCGAUUCUGAGAACACCGCUGUCACUCUCUCUGCACUGCUAGCCAGUCUGAACAGCUGCUGCAACCCCUGGAUAUAUAUGAUCUUCAGUGGUCACCUUCUGCAGGACUUUGCAUACUGCUUUCCAUGUUGCCACAAAAUCCACCAGAAGUUCAGGAAAGAAGACUCAGACAGCAGUAUCAGGAGAACCACGCUCCUGACUAAAAUAACAAACAGAAGUCCCACGUGCAGUUCAGGGACAUGGAAAGAUCUGGAUAACUCACCGAAGUCAGACAGGUCAAUUCCAUUGGACCUGCAGUCUUGAUUCCCUGUAUCAGUGCUCCAUAUUUAUUAACUUUUUUAUUAAAAUGGUGGCACGAGGUACCUCAAACUGAAUGUGAUCUUGCCAUAGACUCUGCAGGACAUGCCCUGCCACAUUUAGGGCAUGUCCUGUCUGAACUAAGGGGCAUGUUAUGUCUGACUUAAAGAGUGUUGGGGGGGGGGAAGGCACAAUGUGGUGUGAAUCGGUCUGAGCCAAGGUCUCUCGUUGGUAUAGGUCUGGACCGGAGAGCCCAAUCUGUCUGAUUCUGUCCAGACAGAAUUUGCUUAUCUACAUUUACCCUCCAUCCCUCAAUCUGCUUUCCAAAUGCCAAGUCUGACCGUUUGAGAUUUCAUAGGGGCAGCAGGGGCACGUGCGUCAGCAGAGGUAUUUGAGCAGCUCAAGAGAGGAUUACUAAUGGAGAGAUGGCCGGUCCCUUAUGAGACCAGAAAGUGACAAGCCAACUAUAAAAUACCAGUCCUGAUUGCAGUAUAGUUUUCACAGAUUUGAUAGCUCUCGGGGUUAUUGGCCGGGAAUUCACAGUGCACGAAACAGGUCAGUCGAAGGAGGUUGUGAAAGCACUCCCUGGAUCUGUCCAUCACUGUAUAUAGACUUGAGAUGUUCCAUAUGUGCUACUCAUGAAUGUAAACAUGUGUGUGUGUGUGCGUGUAUGUGUGUGUGUGUCUGUGUGUGUGUGUGUGUGUAUGUAUGAGUGUGCUUGUGCUUGAGGUGGAAGGGUAUUUCUCCAUUCUUCCACUAUGCUGAAAACAUCUUUGUGGUUGCACAAUCAUGCUGGGAAUGAAUAUGUUUAAAUCACUUCCAUCAACUCCACACACAUUGCUUCUUACUCCAGAAUGUUGAAAAAAGUUCCCUUUGCUCUAUUGUAUUUCACAAGGCACCACGCAGUGCACGCAGUGUAAAUAUAAAUAUAAAUGUCCUCUUUAGUGGUUAGUGUACAAAAGCACUAGUUGAAAUCACAGCAGGGUUUUGAAGAAUGUAUAUGAACUAUGUGGGGGUGGGAGACCAAUGCAUAGGGGACAGGAACUGGUGGCCAAGCGACUGCAGAAUCUGUUCUGCAGUUAUAUGGUGUGAGGAAAGGGGUAAACACAUUUUUCACAUUUAGGGCAAUAUAAAGAAAGCAUGCUUUGCCAUUACGGUCAUAUGACUCUGUCUGGGGUAUAGGAAUCUAUAGGCUAUUUUGUCAAGCAAAUUCUAUGUCAAGGUUCUCUUAACUGACAAAAUGUAAUGUUAUUUAUCAAGGGAGCUUGUCCCCUUCACCUCAACUAGAGAUUGUGCAUUCUUGUCAACACGUAUAAACAUUAUUCAUCAUUUCUGAAAUCAUUGUCCUCAGAUAAUACUUGUUGUAGGCUAUAUGAAGAAAUUGCACAUCAAGUCAAAAACACAAAUGAUGUUACCUGUAUGUAACACCUAAUCAUUUCAAUGUUAAGUGAUCUUUAUGCUGUUCUGCUUGUACACUGUGUAAAGAAAAUAUAUAUUGCGUAAUAUAAAAGGAUGCUAUGCUCUGA
Alosa sapidissima (American shad) is the source of this 2893-nucleotide messenger RNA. RefSeq names its product arg8-vasotocin receptor-like. The transcript has 2 exons. The coding region runs from base 201 to 1373 and encodes 390 amino acids. NCBI's taxonomy places the organism in Eukaryota, Metazoa, Chordata, Actinopteri, Clupeiformes, Clupeidae. Gene Ontology annotation, molecular function: vasopressin receptor activity; peptide binding. The record is from RefSeq and is a predicted model, not a curated record. Gene Ontology annotation, biological process: regulation of systemic arterial blood pressure by vasopressin; G protein-coupled receptor signaling pathway; positive regulation of vasoconstriction. Gene Ontology annotation, cellular component: membrane.